This is a messenger RNA of Rotaria sp. Silwood2, 2394 nucleotides long. Lineage: Eukaryota; Metazoa; Rotifera; Eurotatoria; Philodinida; Philodinidae. The record is from the annotation of a GenBank genome assembly.
AUGCUCUAUCGUUCAAUAACAAGCAAAGAUGUGGCAACAUUACCACAACCUGGUUUAAAUUUAGCUGAAUCAAUAAAAUUUAAUCCCGAUGAUACUCUUUUAACUUAUCUUCGUUCACCAAAUCAAACAUUAACAAGACAAAUUUAUGCAUAUAAUAUUCAGACAGAAAAAGAAUUUGUUUAUGCUGAACCUAAUAUAGGUCAUGGAAAAACAGACGAAAAUCUUUCAAUGGAAGAAAAAUUACGACGUGAACGUCAACGUCAGUUAAUCACUGGAAUAACUCGUUAUCAAUGGGCUAAAAAUAAAACUCGACCAUUAAUGCUUAUACCUAUUGGUAGUGAUCUAUAUGUUCAUGAUAGUAAAGAACUGCGUCUUUUGGUCAAUGGAACUAAUCAACCACCAAUUCUUGAUCCAAGACUUUCACCUGAUGGUUCAUUGGUUGGAUAUGUUCAAGACUGUGAACUUUAUUGUGUAUCAACAAUAGAAACAUCUCCACAACCACGUCAAUUAACAUUUGAUGCACGUGGUCAACCAAAUAAAACAAAUGGUCUUGCAGAAUUUAUUGCUCAAGAAGAAAUGAAUCGCAGUGAAGGCUUUUGGUGGUCAGAUGAUUCGCGUUUUAUUGCAUUCACUCAAGUCGAUGAAUCAAAUGUGCCAAUAUUUCGUAUUUCACAUUCCGGUUCUGAUGAUCCUGAUCAAGAUGAAGAACAUCGAUAUCCAUUUACUGGUAAAUCCAAUGUAAAAGUUACUGUUGGUAUUAUUGAUCUAAAAGAUAAUAAUAAAACAACACCUACUAUUCAUUGGAUUGAUUUAAGUUCAUUUCAUGAUUAUUAUAUAGCACGUAUAAAGUUUUUUCUUGAUAAUAGUCUUGCUUUACAAAUUGAAAAUCGUCAACAAACAAAAUUACAAUUAUAUCAAUAUGAUUUUUUAAAUAAAAAACUUUUAAAAUUAUUAAUUGAAGAAACAAGUCAAUCAUGGAUUAAUUUACAUGAUUUAUUUUAUACAUUGAAAAAAACAUCAACACAAUUUAUAUGGGCUAGUGAACGAACUGGUUUUAUGCACUUAGAAUUACAUGAUUUAAAUACUGGAAAAUUAAUAAAAUCAUUAACAAAUGGUGAUUGGGUUGUACAACGUAUUAUUGAUAUUGAUGAAGAUAAUUCAAUUAUUUAUUUUCUUGCUAAUCGUGAAACACCAUUAGAAGUACAUCUUUACAGUGUUAAUUAUAAUGAUGAUAUAUCAAAAAUAGAUCGUAUUACACAAGAAGCUGGUUGUCAUGUUGUUUAUUGUUUUAAUCGAACAUAUGAAUAUUGUAUAACACAAUGGAAUUCAAUAGAUCAAUAUCCAAUUGUAAGAAUGUUAGAUGUUAAAAAGAAAAAAAUUAUUAAAAAUUUAGAUCAUUUACAACAAGGACAAUUACAAAUCAUAGAACAAUUUCAUCUUGUUAAACCUCAAUUAAUAAAAAUACAAAAUAGAAAUAAUGAUACACUUUAUUGUGCAGUUUAUAAACCUGAUGAUGAACAAGGAAAAUAUCAAAGACCAUAUCCAACACUUGUAUCAGUUUAUGGUGGACCUCAUCUUCAACGUGUAAUAAAUUCUUGGUCGCUUCGUGCAGAUAUGCGUUGUCAACGUUUAGUUGAAUCUGGUUAUGUUGUAUUACGUUUAGAUAAUCGUGGUAGUCCCAACCGAGGAUUAGCUUUUGAAAGUGCUAUUAGAUAUGAUAUGGGAAAUUUAGAACUUGAAGAUCAAGUUGAUGGUAUAAAUUANAAUGUAAUAAAUUCUUGGUCGCUUCGUGCAGAUAUGCGUUGUCAACGUUUAGUUGAAUCUGGUUAUGUUGUAUUACGUUUAGAUAAUCGUGGUAGUCCCAACCGAGGAUUAGCUUUUGAAAGUGCUAUUAGAUAUGAUAUGGGAAAUUUAGAACUUGAAGAUCAAGUUGAUGGUAUAAAUUAUCUUAUAAAACAAGGUAUUACAGAUAAAGCACGUGUUGGUAUAUAUGGUUGGUCUUAUGGUGGUUAUAUGUCUGCUAUGGCGUUAGUUCGUCAAAGUGAAGUUUUUAAAUUAGGAAUAGCUGGUGCACCAGUUACACAUUGGGAUGGAUAUGAUACUCAUUAUACGGAACGAUAUAUGGGCACACCAGAAUACAAUCCUCUUGGAUAUGUUGUGUCAAGUGUAAUGCAUCAUAUAAGUAAUUUAACAGGUCAUUUAAUGAUAAUACAUGGUUUAAUUGAUGAAAAUGUUCAUUUUCGUCAUUCAGCUCGUCUUAUAAAUGCACUUAUACGAGCAAAUAAAUCUUAUGAACUUAUUCUUUUUCCUGAUGAACGGCAUAUGCCAAGAAAACUUGAUGAAAGAAUUUAUAUGGAAGAUCGGAUAUUUGAAUUUAUUAGGAAAAGCUUAUAG